Molecule: messenger RNA, 2956 nt
Organism: Papaver somniferum (opium poppy)
Lineage: Eukaryota; Viridiplantae; Streptophyta; Magnoliopsida; Ranunculales; Papaveraceae
Product: SUPPRESSOR OF ABI3-5-like
Exons: 9
Coding region: 606-2165 (519 amino acids)
Biological process (GO): mRNA splicing, via spliceosome
Cellular component (GO): nucleus
Molecular function (GO): RNA binding
Source: RefSeq, a predicted model, not a curated record
UCUAGGGUUCGCUCUCGUUUCCCCCUUUCAUUUUUGCUCCAGUGGUGAAAUUGGAAUCCUUGUGGUGGCAGGAGCUAUUCUCCACAAGAAGACCACUUCGUCAUCGUCAUCAUCAGUAUCUUCUAGGUAUUUCCUCUUCACAUUAUAGAAUCCAAAUGUUGUUCAUCUCCUCUCUGUACUGCACCAAUAGUAAUCUUAGUCCAUCUUCUUCUAUUGAUUCAAUUGUAAUUAGUUAUUUGAUAAAUUCUUGCGGAUUGUCUGAAACUGUAGCUAUUACUGUCUCUAAAAAAGUUUAUUUCAAAUCUAGGGUUUCACUGAACCCUACAUUUCCUAAUUAAUCACCAAGCAUCCACAAUUUCUGUUAUCUGAUCCUCAGAAAACCCUAAAACCCAAAUUACAAAUUGCAAACAUCUCUUCCGAGGCACAUCAAAUUCCUGUAUGUAGACAAACGCUGUAGUGUUGGGGUUCAUUUUGGGGAAGCUCCAUUUUUCGAUUAGAGUUGCUGGACUGGAAAGACAAAAGAAUCUGCUUCAAGAAACACUUAAAAGAUCGUCAGAACCCUUGCGGAGGUAAACCUAGCGCUCAGCGGAAGCUUACGGGUUAUAAUGGAUUUUACACGUCAUUUACUUCAGGAAGAAUGGGUCCAUGUCAGAGCUCUGGAGGGGCAUCCUGUGGUUCAUGAGGCAGAUCUUCGGAUUGGUGGUACUGAUAGUGAUAGAAGGUUUGACAUGGCAUUGUUAAGUGAGGCAACAUACCCUCGGAAGGCUUAUCACCGACACAUACAUGACAGGGAUACCCAUGCAUAUAGCUAUCGUGGCAUUGAUAGCUCCCACGAUUCUGGGUUUGACAGGCCUACAAGGUUUGCUGGUCGUAAUCAUGCUGAUUUUGCACCUUAUGAUAUUGGUCAUGAUUAUAGGCAUCAUAUGUCUCGAAGAAGGGAGGAUAGGCAUGAAAGAGAUACCGAUUAUGGCCGCUCCAUCUAUGGUUCUGAUUGUGACAAAAGCAGAAAAAGAGAUGGUAGUUGGGAGAGGUGUGAUUCCCUUGUUCGUGUUCGUGAUAGACAACGUUCGAGUUGGAAGCGAGAUCAAAGUCCAGAACAUUCCCUGUAUUGUGGACAUUAUGAUCGUCAGAGAAUAAGGUCUCCUCGAGUUCACAACCAGUGGAAGGGCAACUAUGACGACAGGCGGAAUUAUGAACAUUCUUCAGUGGUUCCAUCUUCAACCGUUAGGGUGAGGGGUUUGUCAAGCAAUGCAACUAAGGAAGAUGUUUAUCAGAUUCUAGCAGAAUGGGGACCCAUUUGUAAUGUGAGAGUUUUAAAGGAAAAGGAAUCUAGCACCUGUCGUGGAUUUGCAUUUAUUGAUUUUCCUUCAGUGAGAGCAGCUCGUACUAUGAUGGAGGAAGUUGGAUAUGAUGGCCUCGUUGAUGAUGGGAGAGAGCUGUCUUUUGAGUACAGUUUCAAAAAGAUCAAAUCGAAGAGUCGAGUCCUGCACGAAAAGCUAAAUAGCAAGAGAAGAAGGCUACGACAAUUAGAAAGAGAUGCAGUUGCUGCACGUGCACAGCAACAACAACAAGAAGAAAAAGAGGUGCAAGAGGAGGAAGGAGAAGUAGAUGAUAGAGAUGUGGUAGAAGUAGAACUAGAAGAUUGGUUGGCUGUGGAUGAGGAAACAGAAGUAGAAGACAGAGAAGCAGGAGAAGGAGAAGCAGAAGUGGAUGAGGAAACAGAAGUAGAAGACAGAGAAGCAGGAGAAGGAAAAGCAGAAGUGGAAGAACUAGUACAAGGAGAACAACAACAAACAGAAGUGGAAGACAGAGAAGCAGAAGUCGAAGAACUAGUACAACGAGAAGGAGAAGAACAACUACAGCAGAAGCAGCAACGGCAACUAGUAGAAGAACUUGAGAUUGGUGAAAUCCUGCACGGGCCUUCUUCACAUGGUAUUUCUGCUUCCAUGUCUUGUGAAGAACUUGAAGAAAGAAUGGAUUGCAUCAAGGAAGAUCCAUAUUUAAAAGUUGUUAUAGAAGAUAUCGAGAUCGGUGGUCCAGAUGUAAUGAUGAGGCACUUGAGUGAUCCCGAGGUCCUACAGAAGUUGGGGCAUGCUAUGGGUUUUACAGUUUCAGAAGGCAUUGUCAAUUCAACUGAACAUACUGCACGAGAGGACGCUGACUAAAACUGACAGGAUGAGUCAAUUUUUAGCGCACAUUGAAAUAGAGGAGCUCAUCUUCAUGGUUAACAGAGAAAGAACAGCUGAAUGUUUGAAUUCCCUGGAGAAGGUUUGUAAUCUAUGAAUCCCUUACUAAGUACACUUGAUGUUUGAUAUAUAAAUUUGUCCCUAAACUCAAAUAAGUGGUUCCUAGUGAUCAAUUCCUGGACUGGGAUUCAGAACGUCAAAGCAAAGCCUGGAUAGUAUCAGUUCAUACCGCUCCUCGUUCGUGCACAGUAUGCAACAAUGGAUGUUGGGGAUUACAUGGACGAGAUUGAGAGUUGAACUGUAGUAGCCAUGCCUCACAUCAUCUUCUAACUCAUUUGGAUGAAAUGUAGCUAGAUCGAGACCUGUAGCUUGUCUGCUCGUGCUAGCAGGAAUUUCUGGUGCAUCCUCAUAGAAGAGUUUUCCUGUAUUUGGUGAUUAUGGCAGCCUCAGGGUUGUGUGGAGUCGAAAAAAAGAGUCAUUCAAUUCCGCAACAAUUACCACCACAACCACCCCUAGUAAUAACUAGUAAGGGCGAGACAUGGUGGAAUACUGGAAGAUUUAGUACGACUGAUACCAGUAAUUCCGCUGGUAAUGGCAGAAGGGUUAGCCGCUGUAAUUGUCCUACGCUGCUCCUAGAGAAAUUUGGUUUCUGUAAUUUGUAUUGAUUUUAUUAUUAAUCAAACAAUAAAAAGGGGUACUUGUUCGGUUACCCACUGUAGUUUUGAAUUUAUAAAGUUUUUGCACAUUAACAAUUCCAAUUUUGUUAUUCA